Molecule: messenger RNA, 3615 nt
Organism: Dictyostelium purpureum
Lineage: Eukaryota; Evosea; Eumycetozoa; Dictyosteliales; Dictyosteliaceae
Exons: 3
Coding region: 1-3615 (1204 amino acids)
Source: RefSeq, a predicted model, not a curated record
AUGUUUUCUAAAAAUUCACAAAAUGUUACAGUUAAAUCAUCAAUACAAAAGAAAUAUCAAAAUGAAACUGGUGUAAAAUAUAGAUUUGAUAGAAACCAAUAUGCAGAAUCAAUUUUAUUACCACAAAUAACAUAUAAUAAUAAUUGUAAUAAUGAAAAAUACUUUAAAGAUAUAAUCAAAAAAGAAAUUAAACCAAUUCUCCUAUCACUAUCAUUUUUAAUAAAAAACUAUAAAGAAAAACAACAACAGCAACCAGAUGAUCAAUUAAUUCUAUAUUCAGAAAUCAAUAGUUUAAAUAAUUUAACUAAAAAAUGUAGCGAAUUAUUUAAUAAUUUAAUAAACCAGUACAACAAUGAAUAUUUAAUAAUAAAAUCAAUGUUCAAAUAUAUAGUUUGUAAAUCAUUAUUUAAAAAAACAACUUUGUAUAAUAAGGAUAGUUUUAGUAAAUUAAAGCCACAUUCAAAUAUCAACUUUCCAUCAGAUUGGAGUAGUAUAGAAUUUAAACAAAAUAGCGACUAUCACUUCAUCCUUCCAUUAAAUUGCUUUUUAUACUUUAUUGAAAAGUUAGAUUUAUCCAAUAACUUUACAGAGUUGUUAAUAAUAAACUAUAAAAGUGACAGUAAUAAUAAUAACCAUGAUAACAAUAGUACCCUCAUAUUAGUAAAUCCUUUCGACCAAUUUAUAAAAUCAAUUAAAAUCAAAACCUCCACUAAUGGGAUUAAUAUAGGUUUAAUGAAUACUUUAUUCAGUUUAAUAUUUACAAACAACAAUAAUAGUGAAAUAAUAAACAAUAUAAAUAAUAAAGUAAUAAUAUUAGAAUUUUUUAUUGACUCAAUUUUAAAUGAUGGCAUCGAUAUUAUAAAAUCAACACCCAAUAUUAAAUCAUUUCAAUUUCAAUUUACAAUCAGCUAUUUGAAUACACUAGUUGAACUAUCGGAUAUCACCAUCUCCACUCCCAACCCCACCAUCACAGAUAAAUUAAUUUUUUUUUUAGAAUCAUUUUAUAAUAUAAUAUUUAUCAAAUGGGAAAAAAAAAUAUUUGAAUUAUAUCCACUCAAGCUAUUUCAUAGUAGACUAUUUAAACUUCACACAAUAUUAAAUAAUAAUAAAUUUCAAAAUGGUUUAAUUGGUAUUUUAAAUUUUAGCUUAUAUUCCCUAGUUAAUAAAGAUCAAAAUAAUAAUACAGAUAAUAAUACAGAUAAUAAUUAUCAAAUAGAAGAAAUAAAUACCGAAACUAAAGAUAUUAAUAAUAAUUUUAAAAUUUUCAACUAUUACAAUUUUUUACACUAUUUUAAUAAUAACGACUCCAAUAAAGAUAUAUACUAUCUAUAUGGUAAAAUUUUAAUAAUACUUAGAAGAUAUUUAGACAACUUACAAAAAGAUAUCUCUUUAGAAAACCUUAAACAAAUCAAACAACCAUUAAAUUUAAUAAUAUCUAUACCGUUUCACUUAAAUAAAAUUAAAUUAUUAAAUAAUCAAAUCGAAAACUAUUUCAUGAUAUGGUUCCAAGAACUACUACCAAUCGCUAUAAAAGUAUUUGACAGCAACUACACUAUUUCAACAUCUUCAUCCACCUCCUCUACACUCUUUUUAGAAGAAAUUAAAAACUUAAUAUAUAUAAUGAUUUACAUUUCAAAAUUUUAUAAAACCAAACUUAAUCUCUUAAACUAUAAUCAAGUAUCAACCUAUUUGGUGCAUUGGUUUUUAUCAUCUAGCUUACCAAACUUAUCAACUCAGUUCUUAAGAGAUUUAAAUCAUCAAAUCGUAGACAUUGGCUCUGAUAUAAUACAACAAAUUAAAGAAACUGAUAAAUCAUCAUCACCACAAUCAAUUCAGUCACUAUUAAAUAAAUCAUUAAACCAAUUAACUUUGAAUAUAAACCAACAGCAACACGCCCAAGCACAAGAAAACGAAGAAACCAAUGAACAAAAACCAACUCAAGAAGAACCAAUCACAGCAGAUUCAACCGAAAAUGAAUUAAAAAUUUUAGAAAAUUUAAAACUUAUAUCAUUCUUAGAUUUACCAUUAUUAUUAAAUAGAGUUUUAAAAUCAAUUUUAAAAAACAAAGGUCAAUCUAAAUUUUUUAUAGAACUAUUAUUUAACAAAUUAUAUAUAUCAACCGAAAGUAUAUUUGAUUCUAUCUUGGAACUUUUCUUGCCAAACAAUGAAAUGGUUGGAGGUGCAACUUUAUUUUCAAAUGACUCAACCAUUUUUAAUUUUAAAUCAUUUUUCAACUUUAUUUUAAAUCAUAUAGAUAAUAAUAACAUCAAUAGCAAUAAUAGUAUAGAUAAUAAUAUUAUAAUAUAUAGCUAUUUAAAUUAUUUAAAAAAUUUAAAUAUUAUCUUUGUCAAAUUCAUAACCCCAUUUCUAAAAACCUUUAAAAAAAAUUCAGACGAACCAAAUCAACUACAUUUAUUUUUUGAAAUUUUAACAAUUUAUUUAAAUCAACUAAGCAAUAUCCACCCAACCACAUUAAAUAAUAAUCCUAUUAACAACGAAGUUAAUAACCAAAAACUAUUACUCAGAGAUUUCUUUUUAGAUUUUUUAGAAACUAUAAACUAUCAAUUUAUAAAUAAUAAACAUACUCAAAACUCUCCAAUAUUUUUAGAACUAUUUUAUAAUUUAAUAGAAAACUUAAUAAACUAUUUAAAUAAUAAUAAUAAUAAUAAUAUUAUAGAUUUAGAAACAAUUUUAAAAAAUAUUAAAUUUUUCAAUCUUGACUGGAAAUUACAAUUUAGAAUUUAUAAUUUGUUAAACAGCAGUAUUGACAACGACAACAAUCUAUUUUCAAAUUUAAGUUUAAAUAAACUAUUAUCAUUAGAGUCGAUUUGGGAUAAUAACGAUAGCAAUAGCAUAAAUAACAAAGUAAUAGAACUAUUUCAAAUUUCGAAUUUAUUCGAAAUCUGUUUUGUUUCCGAAAACUAUUUAAAUCAAAUUAUCAAAAGUUUACUUGUAAAUAAUGAUAAAAGCAAUAAUAUUUUAUUUACAAAAAACAAAUAUAAAUUUAAAAAACUAAUUUUAAUUUAUUUAGUAAAUAAAUUACCAAAUUCACCAAGCUACUACUACAAAUAUUUAAUUAAUAACAUUUUACCAGUUUUAAUAAAAAAUAAUUUAAUCGAUACUCAAAUAGAACCAAAGGAAAAUGAUUCACAAGAAAAAUCAAUGUUUUUAUAUCAACUUUUAAAAAACUUUUUGAAAUUUAAUAGCUUUACAAUUAAUCAAGAUCAAGAAUUAAACUCUAUCAUUCAAAUAAUUUAUUUCUUAAAACAAAUAUCAAUUUUAUAUCAAGAUUUAUUUAUAAACGAUAAUGAAAGUAAAAACUUUGGUCAAGAGGAAUUGCUAUAUAAUUUAAAAAUAAUUUUAAAAUCUAUUAAAAUUUUAUUAACUUUCAAUUAUUUCAAACAAUUUGAAUUAUUUUUCAUUAUAUCAUUAAGCUUAAUCAAUAUCUAUGAAAAUAAAAAAGAAGAAAAUAAAGAAAAAACUAAAAUUUUGAUGGAAAAUUGCAGAAACACACUGACCCGUGCUUUAAAUUUACUUAAGGAUAAAAAACUAGAAAACGAAGACAAUCAAAUUAUAAAUGAUAAACUAAACACUUUAUUAAAUAAACUAAAAUAA